Acanthosepion pharaonis is the source of this 2028-nucleotide messenger RNA. The record is from the annotation of a GenBank genome assembly. Lineage: Eukaryota; Metazoa; Mollusca; Cephalopoda; Sepiida; Sepiidae.
AUGGAGUCUCCAGAUCCACUGCGAACGAAGAAUCGGGGUGGAUUCCGAAUGGACAAUUCGUGGAUCAUCGCCAAAGGAACCAGAAGAAUUUCGGUUUCUCGAAGAAGCAAACCCGACAUCGGGAGUGUCAUUCGCACAUCGACUGAGUUUAUCUCUCGACAUUUUUCUCUCUUCUCUCUUUCAUUCAAUUUGCUUUCAUCCAUUUCCAAUUCUAUUGUCUCGCCUGAAUUUUCAUUCGUUUCCUUCCAACUUUCUUCUCACCCUUCUUACUUUCAUCCAAUUUUAUUUUCUCUCUCUCUUUCACAUUCUUCCUUUUUCUCACUAUUCUCUUUAUUUUCUCUCUUUUUUUCUUUCUCAUUCAUUCUUAUCUUUCAUAUGACACAUCAUUUAUUCUCACACUCUUUUCAAUAUUCUAUCACAUUUUUUCUCUUUUCUUCUACUUUUUCUUUCCCCUCUCUCUCUAUCUUUUGUUCUUUCUUUUAUUCCACUCUCUCUUUUUAUCCUAUUCCCUCUUUCAUUCUACUCUCUCUCUCUCUCUCACAUUCUUCUCUCCUUUCAUUUUACUCUCACGCUCAACCUUUUCUCUUUUAUUCUAUAUUCUUUCUUUCAUUCUGCCACUCUCUCUCCUCAUUCUACUAUCUUUCCUUCUGCUCCCUUUCACCUCUUUCUCAUUUUCAGUUUACUCUUUCUUACAUUUUCUUCUCUCUCUUAGUUUUAACCAUAUCUCUUUCAUUCUACUUUCUUUCUCUCACCCCACUCUCUUUUGCCAUACUCUCUUUGACUUUUCACUUUUCUCUCUCAUUUUAUUCUCUCUUUUAUUCUACUCACUCUCUCAUUCUCUCUCCUACUCUCCCUUGUAUUUUUUAUUUGAUUUUUUCUUUCUCACUUUCAUUUUUUCCCACUCUCAUUCUUACAUGUUACUUUCUUUUUCAUUCUACUCUCAUUGUCUCCUCCCUCACUUCGCAUUUAUAUUCUAAUUUUCAGCCGACUUUGUCUUUCAUUCAUUUCUCUUUUAUUUUGUCGUCAUUCACUCAACUUUUAACUUUUCAGCUUGUUAUCUCUUCUCUUUCAUUUUAUACUCUUUCACCUUUUCUCUUUCAUUUUAUCCAUUCUCAUUUCACUCUCGCUUUCUCUUUUAUUCUACUCACUUCCUCAAUCUCUUGCUUGUUUUUCUUUUACUUUCUCUUUCAUCCGACUCUUGCUUUCAUUCAUUUCUUUCAUUCUACUCUCAUUUUUUUCAUUCUUUCCCUUUUCAGCCCUCUUUCUCAUUCUUUCUUUCAUUGCUUUCUCUCUUUCUCUCUUUCUUUCUUUCUUUCUUUCUUUCUUUAUUUCUUUCUUUCUUUCAUUGCUUUCUUUCUUUCGUUCUGUUAUUUCUUUAAUUCUAUUUUCUCUCUCUCUCUCUCUCUCUUUCUUCCUUUCAUUCUUUCGUUCGUUCUGUUAUUUCUUUCAUUCUAUUUUCAUUCUCUCUCUCUCUUUCUUUCGUUCUUUUAUUUAUUCAUUCUAUUUUCAUUUUCUUUCUUUUUUUCUUUCUUUCUUUCUUUCUUUUCUCAUAUGACCUGCCUUAUCUCGUCAGUAACACUUUUAGUUUUUUUUUAUCUUUUCCUGAAACCCUUUCCCCUUUUUAUCUUCUCUUUCCUUUUCUGUUUUCUCUUCUUCUCCCCUUUCCCCUCCUAUUCUUUCUUUCUUUCUUUUUUAUUAUAUACCUUUCUUUCUCCUCCCCUCUCUCUGCUUUUCUAUCGUUCUCAUCAAAUCUCUUUCUUUCAAUUUUCUCUCUCCUUCUAUUCUUAUUUCUCCCCCCAGUCUCUCUCCAUGUUCUCUCCCCUAUUAUUUACGUUAAACAUUUCUUUCUUUCUUUCUUUUUUUUUCUUUCUUUCUUUCUUUCUUUCUUUCUUUCUUUCUUUCUUUCUUUCACUGAAACCAAAUUCAUCUAUCUAUCUAUCUAUCUCAUCUAUCUAUCUAUCUAUCUAUCUAGCCACUCUCUUAGUGCCCCAACAAGGAAAAGAGAGAAAAUUAGAAGACUCAACCUAA